AUGGGUGCUUUCCAGAGAUUUGCCAAAGAAAAGAACUACUCAGACAGAAUUCAAGCCAUUUCUCUUGGACAAGGUCAGGGUCCAGUCGCAGAAACACUUAUAAGUGAAGCCAUAAAAUCAGGAGACUGGGUUUUCUUACAAAAUUGCCAUCUUGCAGCAUCCUGGAUGCUCUCCAUGGAGGAAAUUGUGAAGAACCUUGCAGAAAAACCUCAGGAUAUCCAUGCAGACUUCCGUCUUUUUCUCAGUUCCAUGCCUGCUAAACAUUUUCCAAUCAGCCUUUUUACUUUCUUUUCCUCUUUUUGCUUUCUUUUAUUUUUAUUUCCCCCUUUUUCUCUUUCAUUUCUUUUUCCUUUCUUUUAUUGUUUCUUUCUUUUAGUCAUUUUUUUUCUUUUAACUUUCUCUUAUCUUUUUUCUUUUUAUUUCAUUAUUUCCUCCUCUCUUUUUUGUUUCUGUUAUUUAUUUUUCAUUUGUCUUUUUUCUUUUAUUCUUUGUCUUUCUUUUUUCUUCUUAUCUUUUACUUUUUCUGUUUCAUUUUCCUUACUUUCUUUCUUUUUUCUUUUAAUUUCUUUUAUGCCUAUUGUUUUCAUCUUUUUUUUUCUUUUUCUUUCCUUUUCUCUUUUCUUUCAAUCCUAUUUCUUCCAUAUUCUUAUAUCUUUUUUCUUUCCACUCUCUUUCCUCUGUUCUCCUUCUUGCUUUUUACUUUUACUUCUCCUUUCCUUUUUUUCAUUUUCUUUCCUCUUUUUUUUUUUUUCAAUUUUCUUAUUUAAACUUUCCUUUUUCUAUUUUUCUUUCCUUCCUUCUUUUUCACAUCUCUUUUUAAAAAAUUUUUUCUUGAAUUUCAUUCAUUCUAUAUAUUUUUCUUUCAUAUCCCUUCCCCCUUACUUUUUAUCUUCACUAUUCUUUCCCCUCGUCUCUUUUGAAAAAGAAAAAGCAACAAUGUCUUCUCUAAGAGAUCCCAUUCCACUUUCUAUAGCCCCAAACCCUGGUUCUUAG
Acanthosepion pharaonis is the source of this 993-nucleotide messenger RNA. The record is from the annotation of a GenBank genome assembly. Lineage: Eukaryota; Metazoa; Mollusca; Cephalopoda; Sepiida; Sepiidae.